GUCGAUGAACAAAGGUAUACGAUCCCCACGAGGAAGACGCAGACCCCGUUGAGAAUAAGAGCAUAUAGUGGGAUACCGAGAGACGAGUGGAUUGAGGAGAGGUUCCGCGAGUAGAAUAGGGCUUCGUCGCGGGCAAAGGACCAGGUGAGUCGGGAGGCGGUUUGGUGGACGGCGUUGAAGGCAACGCAGGAAAUGACGAACAGGGCGGCCAUGAAGACUGUUGCUGCGGCUGGGGAGCGUGUGGCUUUUUCCCAGAUGAAGUAUAUAGGAAAUCUAAUACGUCAGUAUUAUCGGUAUGGGCACGGGUGAGCUACUCACCCUGUCUUGGUGGUCAAUGAGAGCUCGACGUUCCGGUAGCUGUAAAUGAUGCCAAUUGAAAAGGGGAAAGCCGUGAGGAACCCAACAAGGACGGUGACAAUAACUGCCUUUGGCACCACUCGUUCCGGGUUGAGACAUUCUUCUGCGAGGUGGAGAGUCGCGUCCAGCCCAGAGAGCAUGAACUGCGGCGUUGAGAGGCCGGUGAGGAAUGAUAUGCCGUCGGGCCAACCGCCGGAUCCAUUUACGAGUUUGGCCCAAAUCUCCCGGGAGUCGGCCUGUAUUUCUGAGCGGGCAGGGCAAGCGAUGGUUAUGACGACAAAGGUCGAUAUAGAGAGCAGAACUAGAGCGGAUUAGCGGGGUCGUGCGGAUGGGUCAGCAACAUACAGCCGACGUUGUAUACCCAGAGAGUCUUGUUGGUAAAAAGCGCGUUGUAUACGACGAUGAGGAUGUUGAGGAGCUGGUAUACAAGGAAAUAGUGCCAUGUCUGAGGCUCGUACUCUGGCCUCCAGCGAAUUAUAAUCGCCAUCAGUGCGUUUGUCCCGGCCAACCCGAUCGAGGCACCCAGGCAGAUCCAGGAGAAUAUCGCCGCGAGACCACUGAAGUAUGAGAGACUGCGGCUCCAUCGACGAGAGGCUAGAAUAGAUGUGAAGUGGUAUUGUCCACCCGCGGUGGGGUAGACGCUUGCGAGUUCAGCCAGGGUCACGCCCGUGCAGAGCAUUGCAAAGGUGACAAGCACGAUGCCAUAGAGCAGUGACACCGCGCCUCCAGACUGAAUGGCGAUGGCAAAGCUAGCGGCAAUAGCGACCCAGCUGUUUGAAAUGUUGUAUCCCACGGCGAUGAUGCUCAAAACGUUGAACUUGCGCUUCAUGGGCAUGUCGAGCUGGCCCGCGAUGCCAAUCUCGCCUUUGGCCAUCUCGGUUUCCAUGUCGGGUGUGACAUUGUUGGGCUUGCUUGUCGACGACUUGGUUCGUUCAACUGAGUCCAUGGCUCCUGGUUGUGGGUGGGUCAACUAUGGGAGAGAAUACUGCUUCACCCGGGCAAUGGUCUGGAUUCAGCGGACAGUAGCCCGCCCAAACUGAGAUUCCCUGGACGAGCGGACAUUAAGAACGAUUUCCAGUCCGUACUAGCCUCGGAACUGUUACAUCAGUUCGCGGUGCCUUGUGGGCAUCUGAUACAGAGAUACUGGCGAUAAGUGAUAUCGGAAUGAAUCUUGGAAUUCCGAGCCAAACUGGAGCGCGUAUCUCAACCAAAACAGGCGUUAUCAGAUAGCAACGCCGUCAUCAAGCGUAACAGCGGAAAUAGGUCCGGUAUGCUUGUGCGUCUCGGUUGAAGAUCAGCCUUUUCGUGCGGGGAACGGCGCUAGUCGUCUCAAUCCGUGUUUUGAGAGGCGAUUUUGGGCCCGAAAGCUGGAGGCCAGAACGCGGGGGCGGGAAUAGCGGAGUAGAUCCGCAUCGGCAUCCAUGGAUCGUGGUCAUCAUGAAGCGUGUCUCUUGGUUGGCUCGAGUUGUUUUGGCAAGGCCACAGGGCAGAAUUUAAACAGAAGUGAGUGUUAGUGGUACCAUGCUAAUGGAUAUUCAGUCUCAGCCUCUCAGCUUCGGCUCUCUUUUCCGUAAUAAGUGCUUACUGGUUAUGUAGACAAGCAUAUAGAUCGUGACAGACCUCGUGUAAUAUCAAAAUUUCCAGCGACUUAGAUGUCCACGGUGUGUCCUCGGCCUUGGAUGGUGGUUAGGGUCAGUUCUUGGGCGAGACAGAUAGCGUAAAGGCUGACGCAGCCCUUCCCUCCUCGUAACUGCUGCAAUCGCCAGGUCCAUUAUUGUCAUGUUAUCUUUCGCCUUCGAUGGGAUAUCAUAUUACCCGGGAAAUAUGGGUUGGCGAUUGGAAUCUGGAGAAGAUUGAAGCAUGAAAGGCUCGUGCCGACAUCUCACAAGCUAAGCAUAUCCCACCUUUGUCGGUAGUAGUAUGACAGGCACGAAAACGUCUAGGCAACUUCCAGCUCCAUACUUGGUACAUAAGCUCUCCGAAGUGGCAUAAUAUAUGGAAAGCGCAACGUCGCACGGCCAGGCAGAAAAUGUUCUGCCUGAGGCUGCCAAUCGUGAUCGCUUAGAGGAGGUUGAACAGCUGAUUGGAUCGCAGUGCGAUGCGGAGAAACCUCCGAGAUGACAUCUGACCCAACGUUGCUCUGAGAUCACAAAGUUUUCUCCCCUCAACUGUCCCGGAGUUGGACGUCCAGCUGAUAGAAAUUCCCCGACGUAAGCGUUAGGUUUGCUUGAGACCUUGAGGACACUCGGCUGGCACGCCUGACGCGGACCGGGUUACGAUUUUGCCUCUCUGCUGGAUGCACCGCUGAUUCCCUGAUGUCUUAACAUUUCCCCAGAAGCGUUAGAUCCGGGGGUUCGGCUCCGCGGCGCGUCCGUUGUUGAUGGCAGUGGGGCCACUAACUCAACGUUGUAGAAUCACAAGCCACCUAGGUCGUGAGGUCGCCUGGCUUGUCCCUAAUACGAAACACGAGGCCAAUCGGACGAUGGUCGGGUAAUAUGUGCGCAAUCCAGACGGUAUCUGAUCUCUUGGUCCUUGCAACGGUUGUCAACACAUGCCCGUUGAACAGAGACAAGAGUGCUGCAGCAAUGUUGUGUUGUUAGAGACCAGGCAUGGGUACCCACUCUGCCAGGUGAUCGCAGCACCCAGUGUAAGAACUUAAUUUGCAGUGGGCAUGGCAGCAUCUACUACUACUCCAACUACCACUACCACCUUGUCAGAAAUCUCCCGCUUAGGCCUGCUAUUUCCCCGAUUAGACAACCCAGCCGUGCUUAUUUGCCAAGGGGCUAUGUCUCCCAAAACAUGGAAGUGAUCAUGGUGGUGGUCCAAUUCCCUUCGAGGGUCUGCGGACUUCCGCAAAGCACAGGGAGGCAUCGGGCCGGCUCUUCGUCGUUCCUGCUUCAGAGUCAAUUCGAGGGCAUUAAGAUUUUCGCAUCCUCCUUCGGAUGCUUGCCUUUCCGCGAUCCGUUCAGCUCCUUCUUUCUUCAUGCUUCACUGCCGCUCGUUGCUCUUGCCUUCCUUUCGCUCCUCUCGCCCUCGUCAGCUCACUCCUGCUGGUGGUGCAUGGGGUAUACAGGUCUAACCCGAUCCAGCGUCCUUUGCCCACCUGCAUUCGCCUUCGCCCUUUUUCUCAUCUCUUCGCCUCCCUUAUUCUCUCGCUCGAGUAUGCCUACAGCGGCCUGACCACGGUGCAAUGUCUUCACAGCCACUGACUCCAGCACCCUCCGGGGGUGUUGUCUCAGCCGGUGCGGGGCAGCGCUCCCAUAACGCCAUUACCAGGCUCACUGAAAGCAAAGGAAUCGCGCAAAGCUCCAGCUCGGCCAAAGAGAAAGCAGACAGUUCCGACAUUACAUAUGCCAAUUCGGAGCAUGACAUUGACCACGAAGGAGAAGAGAAGAUCACUGCGCUUGCGAGGAGCCUGUCUCGUCUCUCGCACAAGACCACUACUGUCGACGGCACCAAUACCUUUCUUGAUACUAGCGACCCCCAGUUAGACCCCAACAACGAACAGUUCAAUGCUCGCAAGUGGACCAAGAACUUUCUCUCCGUUGCCUCUCGUGACCCCGAUCGCUACCCACGUCGCACGGCCGGUGUUUCGUUUCGCAAUCUGAGCGCCUUUGGUUAUGGAACCGCCGCCGAUUACCAGGCUGAUGUCGCGAAUAUGUGGCUCAAGGGAUACGGGUGGGCUCGCAGAAAACUUGGAUUCGGGGAUCGAGUUCGAAUUGACAUCUUGCGCGACUUUGAGGGAUUCGUCCGGAGUGGUGAGAUGCUGGUUGUUCUUGGACGACCCGGAAGUGGGUGCUCUACGUUUCUAAAAACGAUCGCCGGCGAGACCCACGGUCUAUGGCUCGACGAGGGUACGGAUAUCCAGUAUCAAGGAAUUUCUUGGGACGAAAUGCAUAGCCGUUUCCGCGGGGAGGUUAUCUACCAGGCGGAGACGGAGAUUCACUUUCCCCAGCUCACUGCUGGAGAGACACUACAAUUUGCAGCCAUGGCGCGUGCCCCGGCCAAUCGGUUCCCCGGUGUUACUCGAGAGCAAUAUGCCCUUCAUAUGCGCGAUGUUACAAUGGCCAUGCUCGGACUUAGCCACACGAUGAAUACGCAGGUAGGAAACGAGUUCAUUCGUGGAGUAUCAGGGGGAGAACGAAAGCGCGUUAGUAUCGCUGAAACAAUCCUUUGCGGCUGUCCUCUGCAAUGCUGGGAUAAUUCGACCAGAGGUCUUGAUAGUUCAACAGCUCUCGAAUUCGUGAGGAACCUUCGUCUUUCCACAGAGUAUACCGGCUCUACCGCUGUUGUUGCGAUAUACCAAGCUAGCCAGGCAAUUUAUGACGUUUUCGACAAAGCAAUUGUUCUGUAUGAGGGCCGACAAAUUUACUUUGGAAGUGCCUCGGAUGCCCGCCGCUUCUUCAUCGAGAUGGGCUUCGAUUGCCCUGAUAGGCAAACAACGGCCGAUUUCCUCACCUCUUUGACUAGCCCUACUGAGCGUCUAGUACGAGAGGGCUACGAAAACCGUGUUCCUCGAACUCCAGAUGAGUUUGCAGCUCGAUGGAAGGCAAGCGAAGAGCGCCAGAAAUUGCUCGAGGAUAUCGAGGCGUUCCAAAAUGAGUUUCCCAUCGGCGGUGACAAACUUGAGGAAUUCAAUCGUUCCCGUGCUGCGGAAAAGGCAAAAGGAACCCGUGCGAGCUCGCCAUACACGUUGUCCUACCUAAUGCAAAUUCGAUUAUGCUUGUCUCGAGGCUUUAUUCGUUUGAAAGGCGAUAUGAGCAUGACCCUCGCAACCACCAUCGGCAACAGCAUUAUGGCGCUAAUUAUCUCAAGCGUGUUCUUCAAUCUAGGCAACACAACCGAGGACUUUUUCUCACGCGGAGCUUUGCUAUUCUUUGCCAUUCUUCUUAACGCUUUCUCAAGCGCCCUGGAGAUUUUGACUCUCUGGCAGCAGCGACCUAUAGUGGAGAAACACUUCAAGUAUGCACUAUACCACCCAUCAGCAGAGGCAAUUAGUUCCAUGAUUGUCGACUUGCCGGCCAAGGUGCUUGUUUCGAUUGUGUUCAACAUCAUCCUCUACUUUAUGACUAACCUCCGACGGACUCCGGGACACUUCUUCAUCUUCUACCUGUUUUCAUUUACGACUACGCUAACCAUGUCCAACAUCUUCCGCUGGAUCGGAGCAAUCUCUCGGUCCAUGGCGCAGGCAAUGGUUCCUUCUUCUAUCUUCAUGAUGAUCCUUGUUAUCUACACGGGUUUUACCAUUCCCGUGCGGAAUAUGCAUCCGUGGUUCAGAUGGCUAAACUAUAUCAACCCUAUCGGAUACGCAUUUGAAAGUCUCAUGGUCAAUGAAUUCAGUGGUCGAACCUUUGAAUGCGGGCUAUAUAUGCCCGAUGGGCCCGGGUAUGAAGAUGCCCCUCGAUCGGCUCAAAUAUGCUCAGGUCGUGGGGCCGUAGCUGGUCAGGAGUACAUCGACGGUGAUGCCUAUUUGAACACCUCGUUCGAGUACUACAGGUCGCAUCUUUGGCGGAAUUAUGGUAUCAUCUUGGCUUUUAUGUUCUUUUUUCUGGCAACGUACAUUGUCAGCAGUGAGUUUGUCCGGGCGAAGCCUUCCAAGGGAGAAAUCCUCGUCUUCCCAAGAGGCAAAAUUCCUGCUUUUGCUAAGGAUAUUCGACGCGACGAAGAGGAAUCUCAUAAUGCAGAGAAGAUUCCACCGCUGGCCGGAGAAACUGACGAUCACACUGCGGCAAUUUCCAAGCAGACUGCGAUCUUUCACUGGCAAGACGUCUGUUACGAUAUUAAGAUCAAAGGCGAGAAUCGACGUAUUCUGGACCAUAUUGAUGGAUGGGUGAAGCCUGGCACUUUAACAGCAUUGAUGGGAGUCACAGGAGCUGGCAAGACCUCGCUUUUGGAUGUUUUGGCUGACCGUGUUACGAUGGGCGUGAUUACCGGUGAGAUGCUGGUGGAUGGCCGCCUGCGUAAUGAUUCAUUCCAGCGAAAGACUGGCUAUGUCCAGCAACAAGACUUGCACCUGGAAACCAGUACAGUGCGUGAAGCGCUUAUCUUUAGCGCGCUGCUUCGCCAGCCAGCCAGUCUUCCACGACGAGAAAAGGUGGCUUAUGUUGGAGAGGUCAUCAAGAUGCUCGGCAUGGAGGAAUAUGCAGAGGCUAUUGUUGGUGUCUUGGGUGAAGGCCUCAACGUCGAGCAAAGGAAGCGUCUUACCAUUGGUGUUGAACUUGCAGCCAAACCAGACCUUCUUCUCUUCUUCGAUGAGCCCACAUCAGGCCUUGAUAGUCAGACUGCCUGGUCCAUUUGCUCGCUAAUGAGAAAGUUGGCGGAUCAUGGACAGGCUAUCCUGUGUACCAUACACCAGCCAUCUGCAAUCCUCAUGCAGCAAUUUGACCGUCUCCUAUUCCUGGCAAAGGGAGGCAAGACCAUUUACUUUGGCGAGCUUGGCUCAAACAUGGAGACACUCAUCAAGUAUUUUGAAAACAAAGGCUCGAUUCCCUGCCCCAAGACCGCGAAUCCUGCCGAAUGGAUGUUGGAAGUUAUUGGUGCCGCUCCUGGAUCUCAUGCAGAUAGGGACUGGUCGGAAGUUUGGAACCAGAGCUCUGAGCGCGCCCAAGUCCGCGAGGAGCUUGCGCAGAUGAAGGCGGAACUCUUGCAGAAACCAGAGCCUCCUAAGACACCUGAGUAUGGGGAAUUUGCCAUGCCGAUCUGGUCCCAGUUUCUCAUCUGUGUCAAGCGAAUGUUUGAGCAGUACUGGCGCAGUCCCUCGUACAUUUAUUCCAAGGCUGCCAUGUGCAUUAUCCCUCCGCUCUUUAUUGGGUUCACGUUCUGGCGGGAGCCUGUCAGUCUCCAGGGCAUGCAGAACCAGAUGUUUGCCAUUUUUAUGCUGCUCAUCAUCUUCCCAAAUCUCGUCCAGCAAAUGAUGCCGUAUUUCUGUACACAGCGUGCAUUGUAUGAAGUGCGUGAGCGACCUUCGAAAGCGUACUCAUGGAAAGCCUUCAUGAUGGCCAGUAUCUGCGUCGAGCUCCCUUGGAAUAUCUUGAUGGCCGUCCCAGCAUACUUUUCAUGGUACUACCCGAUCGGGCUCUAUCGCAAUGCAGGGCCUGGCGAAACUGCUGAGCGCGGCGGGACGAUGUUUUUGUUGAUCUUGAUCUUUAUGAUCUUCACAUCGACCUUCAGCUCCAUGAUCAUUGCCGGUAUUGAGCAUCCUGACACGGGCAGUAAUAUUGCGCAGCUGCUAUUCUCGCUGUGUCUUGUUUUUAACGGUGUGCUCGCUUCGCCGCAGGCCCUUCCCCGGUUUUGGAUCUUCAUGUACCGAGUAUCGCCAUUCACGUACCUAGUGUCUUCGGUAUUGGCGACCGGACUGUCCGGGACAGACGUACAUUGCUCAGAUAUUGAGGUUCUCCAGAUACCACCACUAGAGGGGCAGAGCUGCUCCGACUACCUAGGCCCCUACGUCGAGAUGAUCCAUGGCAGAUUACUCGCAGACAGCCCGAACGGAGACUGUCGGUUGUGCGCGAUUUCUUCGACAGAUCAAUACCUCGAAGAACUAAGCAUCAACCCCGACGACAUUUGGCGCAAUGUGGGCCUACUGUUUGUGUACAUUGUGUUCAACGCAGUCAUGGCAGUUUUCCUGUACUGGCUGAUUCGCGUGCCGAAGAAAAAGUCGCAGCAGGCGAAGAAGCAGUGAAGACUGAAGAGGAGCAAGCGGAGCAAGAACAUGGCGCAGAGCAUUCUUGGCAAGGCGUUUACCGUCAAGAUGUAGAGGUUACAUUGAUAUGUGUAUUUACUUUUGUCGGCGAUCAACCUCAGAUUGUACGGAUAUAGGAUAUGAUACGAAUCAAUUAAUCUCUGCUCUCUGCUUUCUGCUUUCUUUUUGCUCGAGAUGCAAUGCAACCGUCAAUCGUCAUUAUCAUGCACCUCCAAAGUCAAAGCCCCUCUCCUCGUGCCAUACGGAUCCCGACGCCAUGUUUUUCGCUCUAAGCGCCAGGAAUCCGGGGGCUUGGGCACACGAGGCCGCCACAGCGUUUCUCCGUCGUGGCGCCGUCACCGCGAAAAUCAGUGCCAGUGGAGCCGAGAUAAACUUCAAUAGUCCGGGUCCAAGUCUUUUCAGAAGAUGAGAAGCCCGAACAAACGGCGAAGUUGGAAC
Molecule: messenger RNA, 8497 nt
Organism: Aspergillus calidoustus
Lineage: Eukaryota; Fungi; Ascomycota; Eurotiomycetes; Eurotiales; Aspergillaceae
Source: the annotation of a GenBank genome assembly